Hypomesus transpacificus is the source of this 1508-nucleotide messenger RNA. RefSeq lists its product as uncharacterized. Bases 507 to 1508 code for a protein of 333 amino acids. The transcript has 2 exons. NCBI's taxonomy places the organism in Eukaryota, Metazoa, Chordata, Actinopteri, Osmeriformes, Osmeridae. The record is from RefSeq and is a predicted model, not a curated record.
UCUGGACCCAGAACCACACACACACACACCUGUAACUGGGGUCUGGACCCAGAACCACUCACACACACCUGUAACUGAGGUCCCAACCUUAAGUCCACCAACCCACUCUAUGCCAACUGAUAUAACAUGAAAAGGAUGGUCCAUCUGGUAUGAGGAAGCUGGUUUACCAAACAUCAAAUGUUUCCUGUUUGGUUUGGUUACCAACCAUUAGCUGUUUCCUGUUUGGUUUGGUUACCAACCAUUAGCUGUUUCCUGUUUGGUUUGGUUACCAACCAUUAGCUAAUUCCUGUGGUUACCAGCCAUUAGCUGUUUCCUGUUCGGUUACCAGGCAUUAGGUGUUUCCUGCCUGCUGAAGUGACAGUGCCUCUCCCCUCUUCAGCCUGUACUCUACUGUGUGUAGCUGUCACCUGUGCCUCCUAGACAGUAGACACAUCUAUCUAGCACGCUUAAAGACUCAGUCUAGACAAGGCUAUUGUGAGGAUUUGUGAGGAAGCCAAUUGUUUUUAAUGUUUCAGUACAUCUCUGUAUGGUGUAUAUCAGCUAUAGCUAACUCUGUAUGGUGUAUAUCAGCUAUAGCUAACUCUGUAUGGUGUAUAUCAGCUGUAGCUAACUCUGUAUGGUGUAUAUCAGCUAUAGCUAACUCUGUAUGGUGUAUAUCAGCUAUAGCUAACUCUGUAUGGUGUAUAUCAGCUAUAGCUAACUCUGUAUGGUGUAUAUCAGCUAUAGCUAACUCUGUAUGGUGUAUAUCAGCUAUAGCUAACUCUGUAUGGUGUAUAUCAGCUAUAGCUAACUCUGUAUGGUGUAUAUCAGCUAUAGCUAACUCUGUAUGGUGUAUAUCAGCUAUAGCUAACUCUGUAUGGUGUAUAUCAGCUAUAGCUAACUCUGUAUGGUGUAUAUCAGCUAUAUCUAACUCUGUAUGGUGUAUAUCAGCUAUAGCUAACUCUGUAUGGAGUAUAUCAGCUAUAGCUAACUCUGUAUGGUGUAUAUCAGCUAUAGCUAACUCUGUAUGGUGUAUAUCAGCUAUAGCUAACUCUGUAUGGUGUAUAUCAGCUAUAGCUAACUCUGUAUGGUGUAUAUCAGCUAUAGCUAACUCUGUAUGGUGUAUAUCAGCUAUAGCUAACUCUGUAUGGUGUAUAUCAGCUAUAGCUAACUCUGUAUGGUGUAUAUCAGCUAUAGCUAACUCUGUAUGGUGUAUAUCAGCUAUAGCUAACUCUGUAUGGUGUAUAUCAGCUAUAGCUAACUCUGUAUGGUGUAUAUCAGCUAUAGCUAACUCUGUAUGGUGUAUAUCAGCUAUAGCUAACGCGGCAUCUGUUGUCAGUGUUUGCUGGUUUUUAAUACGUGAUAGAAUUGUGUCGAAGUACGUCCUAAUAAGUAUUGUAUAUUGUAUAUCACAUUGUACAUUCAACAUUGUAUAUAAUGUCUUUUUUUUUCUUACGGAGACAGUAUUAAUCAGGAAAAAGUAUUAUUUACGGUUUGUUUUUUUAUCAUUGUUGUUUAUGAGAAUGUGA